Polypterus senegalus (gray bichir) is the source of this 2639-nucleotide messenger RNA. RefSeq names its product galectin 3 binding protein, tandem duplicate 3 (gene lgals3bp.3). Gene Ontology annotation, cellular component: membrane. The transcript has 7 exons. Gene Ontology annotation, molecular function: protein binding. The coding region runs from base 171 to 1910 and encodes 579 amino acids. The record is from RefSeq and is a predicted model, not a curated record. NCBI's taxonomy places the organism in Eukaryota, Metazoa, Chordata, Cladistia, Polypteriformes, Polypteridae.
CUGGAAGUCGAAAGUUUAAUGGAGUAUCCAAUCACACGAGUCCUCAGCUCUCCGGACGGCAGCGCCCACAUAAAAGCCGUCGGCCUGAGUCACCAGAACACCACGAAUGGAAAUCCGUCAACCAGCGGCAGACACAAAGAGUAAAGGAGAGCAAGCAAGCAGACUUCAGCAUGAAGCUAUGGAUGGCGGUUGUCACGGCGCUGGCGGCGGGUCGGAGUUCAGAUUGCCUGGACUGGAAUUUUUUUCAGAAUAACGCACCUCUGAAGGAUGGUAAUGUCAGGCUGGUAGGUGGGCAACAGCCCAAUGAAGGGCGUGUGGAGGUUUACUACCAAGGCCAGUGGGGCACAGUGUGCGAUGACAGCUGGGAUAUCGCGGAUGCCAACGUGGUGUGUCGUUCCCUGGGAUUCUGGAACGCAACUGCUGCUGUUCCAGGGGCUGCUUUUGGGACAGGCUCUGGGUCCAUCUUACUGGAUAAUGUCGACUGCAGAGGAACUGAGACCUCUUUGGCCAGUUGUAGAUCUGGAGGAUGGGGUGUCAGUGACUGCCAACACAAGGAGGAUGCGGGUGUCCGAUGCCAGCCAAAGAUAGACACAAGAUCCACCACAACAUACAAAAUGGACCAUCAGUCUGACCUGGCAGAGGAACUGAAAAUGCUUUAUAAAAGCCAAAAGGAUUGCGACAUGAUAAUCAAAGUUGUGUCUAUUGAGGAUCCUAACGUGUCUGAAAGUCUGUGUGCCCACAAGCUCAUACUGUCUCUGGGGCCGGGAAAUGACUUUCUCAAGAGAAUGCAGCAGUCUUACAACUACACCAUGAAGGUCCACAGCAGUUGCUUCCCGAUGGUCCAAGAUUUCAUUGAGUUUCUGUACAAGAGGAGCAUAGACAUCCCCUCUACUAUGGCGGUAUGUUUCCACAUGCUAGCAUCCGAGUAUAAUGUUGUUAAACUAAAGGAGUAUACUGCUGAUCUCUUCACCUGGAUGAUCCCAGAAGACAACACCUUCCAGACUACAGUAUCCCUGCUUAAGUAUGCCAUCAGCACCAAUGACCUCAUUCUUCAAGAAAACUGUGUACGGUUCCUUGCCUGGAACUGUGAGGCACUCAUCAACUCCAGUCUUUGGGAUGAACUGCCUGCAGCCAUUUUAGAAGCUCUGCUCUCCCGCUCUGAUGUGGUGACACCCAGUGAAGAAUAUCUCUUCAUGGGGGUCGAGCGCUGGAUCAUAGCCAAUCGUCAGCGAGAGGACCUAAACAGCAGUUCCCUCCUUCUGACAGAGGAGUCACUGUUGCAAAAGAUUCGUUUCCCAAUGAUCUCUCCUGAGAAUCUUUUUGAUAUCCCAUUCAAUUCUUCUGUCUACAAAAACCACAUGCUGCUCUUCCAGUCUAAACUCUUAGAAGCAUACCAGUUCCACACUGUACCUCCCCAAAAACUCAAACAAAGUCUAAAAAGGGUGAGUGAAGAUUUUGUAUCCAGGAUCUACACCUCAUCCUCCUGGUGUUCCUUGUAUAGAGGCAUGAAAAGUUACCCACAAAUGUACUAUCGUCAUGAGGGAUUCCACAUUAGCGAAAUUUCCAUAGCUGAAACCUUCCAAACCCCCACCUAUAUGAGUCAGCUAUUUGUAACACGAAAGGUGUCCUGGACAAGUGCAGUCCACAAUUCUAUGAAGAGCUGUAGACACAUGGGCUACUAUUGUGAGUCAUUUCCAACUGCAACACUUAGUGGUCCCUCUCCUUCAUCAGCUUCCUUCGUCUACAAUAAUCUUAUUCUGUCUAUUUGCAAAGACAACUAUGUGUUUGCAAUCCAGGAAUUCAAAAACAGCCAGGCUGUCCUGUCUUUCAAUGGGACAUCGACAUAUAACUUCCCAUGCCAGUCUAAAGAUUAUACAUACAAGUUUGUGGUCCAGCCGCGGUACAACUAAUCGCCUGCUGUAUCCAGGUUGAGUAUGUGUGCCCACCUUACUUACUUGUGCUCAGGCUGCCUACAGCAAGUAAAUCAAGAUUGUAAGGCAUUCAUUUAGCAUUCAUUUCCAAGUAGUGGGCAUGAAAGUAAAAAAAGAGCUUAAUGUUUUAAUAAAUCGUGUCCUUCCAAGUAACUGCAUCCUUGACUAUACAUUUUGUAGCUUUAUUAUUUUAUGUGCUGGGCUGGUCUGACUAUCCAAUAAACCAGUAAAGGGGAAAUGUCUGCAGAAAAGGGAGGCAUGAAUGGUUCACAAAUGGUUUCUGGAUUCAAAUGUGCCAUCUGGUGGAUUUUGACCAAAAUUGUUUUUUUAAGCAUACUUUUUUUUUUUUUAAAUCACCAUCAAUCCAUUAUCCAACCCACCAUAUGCCAACCACAGGGUCACGGGGGUCUGCUGGAGCCAAUCCCAGCCAACACAGGGUGCAAGGCAGGAACAAAUCACGGGCAGGGCGACAGUCCGCUGCAGUUUUUGGUCACCUUUUUAUUAUUACUAUUAUUGUGAGAAUUGCAAGCACAGCAGCAACAUGGUAUUAUUAAUGCAAGAGUCAAUAUUUUCAUAUUCAUUUUGCUUUGCUAAAAUUUAAUAACAGCAAUAACAAUUGGUAGAAUUGAUUUUAACAUUAAAAUUGAUUUCUUAAAUCUUCAUUAAAGUUACUAAGUUAAUUUGAGAAUGGUUUAACUUUUGUAUAGU